Molecule: messenger RNA, 498 nt
Organism: Dicrocoelium dendriticum
Lineage: Eukaryota; Metazoa; Platyhelminthes; Trematoda; Plagiorchiida; Dicrocoeliidae
Source: the annotation of a GenBank genome assembly
AUGCCCCAUGUUUUAUGUAGUCUCACUGGACUAUUCUCUGGCUCCAGAGCCUCCAUACUCUCUAUUUCCAACUGGCUCGCAAUCUUGUCCCCGUUCAGUUAUCUUCCGACCUCCUCUCUUUGCUGCUUUUCAACCCUUUCCGUUCGUUCGACUAGGUCGUUGGCUUCUUUAGCCUAUAUGGCUAUGAACGGGCCACAUCAGCACAAACGCCCACCCAACAAGCCCAUGAAUCAGAGACCGUUUAUGAAAGCCCUCGUGUUAAAAUGCCUGAUUCGUAAACCCAAAAAGCCCAACAGUGCCAAUCGCAAAUGCGUUCGGGUACGCUUGAGUGACGGCCGUGAAGUGGUAGCUCAUGUUCCAGGAGAGGGGCACAAUCUGCAAGAGCACAACGUGGUCCUCAUUCGUGGUGGUCGCACUCAAGAUCUGAUCGGAGUGAAGCAUAAAGUAGUUCGUGGUAUAUUCGAUUGUGCACCUGUCCAAAAACCGACGCCGAAAUAA